Mya arenaria is the source of this 6816-nucleotide messenger RNA. RefSeq lists its product as uncharacterized. Lineage: Eukaryota; Metazoa; Mollusca; Bivalvia; Myida; Myidae. Bases 145 to 6426 code for a protein of 2093 amino acids. The transcript has 27 exons. The record is from RefSeq and is a predicted model, not a curated record.
UAUAAGACAGGGGGACAAUGUUCGUCGAAGUAGUGAAAGUGUUAAAAUAAUUCAGAGGCGACGUACACGUCAACGACAAUGCAUUAGUCAAAUAAAUAUUUGGAAUACGAUUUGUAUACGUGUCUAUUAACGUUCCAAUUAAGAAUGCAGUGUAGACACAGUGUGGUUCCAGGAGUCACCUUGUUUCUGUUCUAUGGAUUGUGUUCGGUGGCUGCACUUUCUCCUCUCACUUAUCCUUACAGACGCUACGAUGCAGACGGCGGAGGUUGCGAUUUUAAAUCACUUCCUGCGAUGGUGGACUGGUGUGACAAUUCGCUUAACAAACGCGGACUUUUACCCGAAAAUACUAAGUGCCAGUCUUUAGAAACACAGGAAUUAAAAAUAGUUUGCAGACGACGGCGAUGGAUUCUUUCAGACGACGCCGAGAUUGUCCGCCAUAAGAGGUCCCUGUCGGCAGCUUACAGGGCAAGGUUCAACAAAACGUGUCUGUUUUUGUGUCCGUCCGACGAUACUGCCCCAGACGAGUCACCACCGCAUUUCCUGUCCUGCCCAGCCUCGGUAAUUCUCUAUCCAGAAGAAGGCAGUACAAUUGUGACGUAUGAUUGGCAGGUGCCCGAAGCCACGUCAACACAUAAAAAUAUAACCAGCUUUGAGCAGAUUUUGGGCCAGAACAGCAGCACGGACUUGGCAUCGUCGAUUUCGCCCGGAACCAACCACUUAGUGACGUAUGUGACCUGGGAUGACGACAACAUGAACUGGACGUGCUCCUUUACAAUCACCGCUGAAAUUCCGACAUGUCCGCCGCUGGUUCACCUGAAGAACGGGCGUACUAACUGUACAGAUGAUAACCGGCGUGCCAGCACGUGCGAGUUCCUCUGUAACCAUGGAUACCAAUUGAACGGCACAGUUCACACCCAAUGUCUUCAUAAUGGCACUUGGUCUGAUAUGGAGCUGGCGUCACAAUGCCUUCCGCGUGUGUGUGACGAUGAUGUCAGCAGCCUGCUCGUUAACCCGCGCCUGAAGGCCGACUGUGGGAACGCCAGUCACGAGUUCGGGGUCGUCUGCUGGCUGAGCUGUGCUGAUAAGUUCCGUCUGAGAAACGACCCACUAGAGGCGCAGAUCCUUGACCAGCUGAACUAUGACGUCACCAACGCAACGGCCCAGUAUGAAAUUUCAAGACAAAAUGCGGAUAUUGUGCUUGAACAGGCCAAUAGAGCGGCCACCAAUCUGACUUUGCGUGAGAAAGAAAUAGAGCGGGCUGUAAACGAGAGCGAAGCGGCGCAGUCCGAACUGCAGGUGGUGCUAGCGAACCUAGAGCAGACGGUCCACAUUGUGAACAACACGCAGGAGCUGCUGCAUGAAUUGAAUAACAACCUCACUACUGCGGCAGAGGAAAAGAUCCACAACCUUACUGGUAUUCUUGCGGAGUAUAAUAAUGCGCUUGAAACAAUUCAAGAAUCUGUCUACAAUUUGACGGUGGCUUAUAAUUGGACAUUGGAUUAUCUUACAAUCAAACAGGAAGAAGCAUUUGUUGCAGCACAGAUAGUCAAUGAAACAUCUCAACGAGCUACCGAGCUUGAUGCUGACGCUACUUACUUACUUGAAGUGCUUCAGAACGCGACGGUAACCUUGAUGGAAGCCACAGAGUACAGCGCCGGAAAUGAGAAAGUGGUACCUACACCGGUGACGUGUAUGGGUGAUGGCGGAUGGCAUAUGCCUGGCAACCCAACAUGCGUGGACAUUGAUGCCCCCGUCCUCAAAUGUAUUCCUGCCUAUACGCAGAUCCUUGAUACUGGCCUCACGUCCAGUGAGAUUACGUGGAUCGUACCGGAAGUCGAAGAUAACGGGGACGACACCCAGGUGCUUCAGAUGUCGGGGACAAGUCCCGGGUCCCUGCUAGCCCUUGGGAGUCACGUGGUCACAUACCAGGCGGUGGACAGCGGUGGAAACACGUCACCCAUCUGCACAGUCGCCGUUAACGUAAUGGUGUUGCAAUGCGAAGAUAUUGGUCAUCUGAUAAAAGAUGGUCAUGUACUUCACGAAUGCGACACGUUUGAGAUUGGCGGUAGAUGUGAGUUAUCAUGUGACAAUAAUUAUGUUUUGUCUGGCCCGGAAGUUGUCACGUGUGAAUGGACCGAAGCAUCGCAGACGGCGGAGUGGGACUUACAAGACACAGCAUGUAUAGUUGAACAGUGUGCACCCCCGUCCCCACCCGCUAACGGUAAUAUUGAAUGUACGUAUGGACGAACGAUCGCCAAUGACACUUCAGACAACGUGACGGACGCUAAUGUGACAUCAGCGGGUAACGUAACCCUGGACGGACUGACGUGCGUGUACACGUGCGAUGAAGGAUACGUGCUGCCGUACCGGACACCCGCUACCGUCACGUGCGAUGAAGAGGGCGUUUGGAGCCUUGAGGAUUUUCCGGACUCUUGCAUUGAGACUGGAGAAGAAAAGAUCUCAACAUUCACGUUUCUAAUGAACGUCAACACCGCAUCAUGCACUUCCGAUGAUCUGAAUGUUACGAUGACACAGUGGUCUGAAGUAUUGACGGCGGAAAUGACGUCAUUAUACGCCUGCAUGUCGGGUUUCACUUGCGGCUUGGGUGACAUAGCGUCAGGGUGUGCAGACGACAGUGUAGUGAUACAGUUCACCAUACAAAUAGGCUGUGAGAUAGCCUUUCCAACUAAUCUCCCAUGGGAAACUACCUGUGAUCUAAAUGAAGACGUCACUGCGUUAUUAAUGACGUCACUAGUACAGAUUGUGGACGACAUUGGCUUAUUCGGUGGAGCGGAAAACGUCAUGUUCGUUCAGAACGAAACCGCGCUUGCCUUCUGCUAUCCUGGAAGCAUUUUGAUUGGGUCGUACUGUUCAAAGUGUGAGCCGGGGAGGUUCUAUUCUCCGUACUGGGACGCUUGCCGGGUUUGUGAGCCGGGGUCGUACGCUAACGUGGCCGGUCGUACGUUCUGCACGAACUGCCCAGGCCAGUCGACGCUCUACAACGCCAGCACGAGCAAAAAACAGUGCACAGAUGUCUGCCCUGCGGGGGAGUACUCGCAGACAGGGUUAGUUCCCUGUUCCCCGUGUCCAGCUGGCACCUACCAGGCCGGGAGCCGGUCAGACACGUGUAGCCAUUGUCCAGUCGCCACGUGGACAAUCGGCACCGCUAGCCAGAAUCAGGACGAAUGUAUAGAAUAUGACAUCUAUUUCGAUGGCGACGCGCAAGACAUUCCGCUGCCGUCAGUGUCUGGUGACGUCAGCUUUGCAUUCUGGUUUAGGAGUUUCUACGUUCCCAUGGUGACGGUUUCUGUGGGUUUCAACAACGGAGCUUCGGCGUUCACGGUCAAAGCAACUUCUUCACUUGAAAUGGAAAUCUUAAACAAGAUUGUACAGACGUCUGACGUCAUGGUAGAGAUGGGCCAGUGGAUGAUGAUCGGCGUUACGUUCAGCGCUUCGUACGUCACGUUGUACGUUGACGGAGAAAGUAUCAUUCAGACGUCAGCUAACCUGGACGACAUCGAGGCAUACAGCAUCAGACUGGCAGUUGGAAACACGACUUAUAUAUCUGGUCUAAGUUUAUCCAACCAAACCGCGUCUUCUGGUGACAUGGAGGACGUUUGGAGUGUAUGUGGGCGACAACUUCCGGCUGCUGUGUACACACUGGAUGACCUGGCCGCCCUUCGACUCAUUGGAAUGAACUAUGUCUAUUCUACAUGCAGACCCACCAACGAAUCCCUGGACGCGGACCACUGCGGUCUCCAUGAAUGCCAACAUGGCGGCGUGUGUGUACCGCAUGUAACUGACGCCGGGCACACGUGCAAUUGCCUUCAACCCUGGGGCGGACCCUUUUGUGGGGAACUGUUAGUGUCUGGUGGCUGGGGCGAAUGGGUGUGGGCGAGCAGCUGUUCCGCCUCAUGCGGCCCCGGUACUAGGCUUAGGUACCGCCUGUGUGACAGCCCGCCUCACAGCGAGCACGGCGCGGACUGCCCGGGAACCAGCACGGAGGUCAUGGACUGCGUCCUGCAGGAGUGUCAAGAGUGUGAGGACAUUUCCGGUGACGGUGUGGUUACCUGUACCCUUGAUGACGAUGAAUGCACGCCCGCCUGUCCCCCGGGAUACGUGCUUCCCCGAGGUCAGGCCAACCAGCAUUUUCAGUGCGGAUACUCUACCGACUUCCGGUGGGCGCCGCUUCACAGGCUUCCAAUAUGCACGGAAAGUAUAAAGCCCACAUCUUACACCGUAACGUUUAACUUCGCCUUCACCGACCCAGUCCCAUGUGAGGCAGUAUCUAUGGUAACAAGCGCAUACCAGCAGGUGGUGGCCACCCUCCGCUGUCCGGCAGAACUAGAUGACUGCUCGGCGUCUGCGGAAAUUACCGGAUGUGUGGACGGCAGACGAAAAAGGGACACAAGAGAAUCCCAACUUGAAGUUGUACUGAUGGCCCUACUGAAAAAUGAAACUAUUGAUCUCAUAGAAUACUAUUCAACAAAUAACAUGACGCCGAGUAUCGAGGAUGCGGUGGUGGCCCUCUCUGUCCUGGAGCAGACGGUAAAUGACGUCCAGGCUGACCCUGCCCUUUUCACCGUUAUCGUGGAUGACGUCAACUACACCGUCGUCAUGGAUACGAUGCAGUUGGUACCUGGCACACAUUGCGGUGACGGACAGGUUCCCGUCGAGGCCGUCUGUGCGCGCUGCCAAAUGGGAACGUACCUGCUGGAGGGCCGGUGCGUGUACUGCCCGCGGGGGACGUACCAGGACCUGGCUGGGCAGUCUGCCUGCAUCCCCUGCCCCACGGGCCAGGACACAGACUUUCUUGGCGCCAGGGAUUCCACAGAGUGUAUAGUGCCGCCCGUGGCCCCUCCGCCACCUGACUACACAAUGCUGAUCGUGGUGGCGUCUGUGGCGGGCGGCUGUUUCUUGCUGCUUCUUGUCGCGCUUGUGUUCGCAUGCAGACGAGCCUACAUCGGAGCUUGGACGCGCGCCCUGUACAACUUGAACGCCGACCGGUUAUCACUGUACACAGACAACCAAGACAUGCCAUUCAACGUCUACUUCAAGCGCCGAAAGAUCGGGGGCUUCGACAGGGAUGGUCACCCAACGCUCGCUCCCCGCGGCAUCCGUAGACAUGAUGGCCAUCCGGCGCUCGCAACUACCGGCGACUGCAAACUUGGCUCCCACACGAAUUUUCCUAACAAUACUCUCAAACAUGGCAGCCGCCGCGGCAGAGACAAAAGCGAUACAUCAAGCAGUGAUAGUUCUAGUUCUGACUCGGAUGAUAGUUCUGUUGGUAACGUCAAUACCGACAGGGAUGCGAAACCGUUUGUACAAAAAUUCCCAGUGCUCGACAGAACGACUCCUUUUUCGUACGACCCCUGUAUUGAGCAAUGGAAUGAUUCGAAUGUGAACCCUUACAGCUACCCAGAAUUAGAUCGUAUUGACUUACCCAGAAUCGGACUUCCGAGCAGGUAUCGUAUCCCGGGGAAGAAACAUUUUCAAAACAUCUACCCAGUAGAACAGUUUGGAUUGGGACCAGAUUCAAAGACGAGAACACAACUCGUUGUGCACGUGCCUGUCGUUGCAAAGAAACCAGUUUCACAGUUAAUGCACAGGCCGCAAGAAAAGCCAUCCUACGAACAGAUAUAUGGAGUAAAGAUUCAAGAUGAACACUCCAAUGAACAAGGAAUUGAAAUAAAUCCGACGAGAAUUCUUCAACAACUGGCAAAUCCACCACCUUUACCUACGAAGAAAAACGGGAAACCACGGAGCAUGAAAACUAAGAAGCCUGCAUCCGUGGCUCAGCGGUCAAACACAUUUUCCCGGCCAUCCCCGAACACUGUGUACGGGGUACAGGACAAGCGCCUCUCUUGGAUCCGCCAGAAGCUGCUUCCGCCCGUCAGGAAGACGGCUGAAUUUACCCCCAGGACACCAGGGCGGAUGGCCGCCGAUGAACCGACACCGAGAACUGCACGGGAUGUAGACUUGAACAUUCAUGAUUUACAGAACGGCAACAUUCAGAACGGUGGUCCGACGAUUGUGACGAUCCAAAGAGAUUUUACCCAGACUCCUAAAUCUCUCUUAAGGAUGUUGUCCGGUAAAAGUGAAUCCUUCAGUGGUCGGAAGUCAGUCACGAUCCUUGAUGACCAGGUCUCUAUUCUUUCCCAUAGGCAUUCCAUGAAAACACCGGGGUUUUACCCGAAUGGUUCCAUGAAUGGACACAUCCCUACGCGAGAACAUCAGGACAUGUUGAGGCCGUCCUCGCGCCCGUCGUUUUUGCCGGACAUUCACGAACGGGAGCAGCUCAGGUUGCCCGAUCACAGGUCGAUAACUCCCGUAGAGCAUCCUAAGCCAGUCCUACACUCGGGUGUUUCCGUAAAAAGGACCAGCAGCUUUUUGCCGAAUCUGAACGGGGGCGAUGAAGAAUAUUGAGAAAUGACGAUGACUUAUUAUGAACGACAAACCAUUGGUUUCGAAACAAAAUUUGUCUUAAGAUUUGUUUCCCUUCAAUUGGUAUAUUGCUACGUUUUGGUUUUUGCUAACACAUGUAUGACUUAAUAUCAUACUAGAUGAAACGACAUCAUAAUUUUAUGUUAUCAACAACAUUCAUUUUGGCAACACCAGUUGUGCUUUUGUAAGGUCAUUUACUUUUAAACAGUGCUACAGCUGUAAACUUGUGCGUUCAAAAAUGUUUUGCGGUACCUUGUUUUGCUACAUUUCGCUGACAUUGAAGAGGAAACAUGACAGGUUAAAAGGAAACUGUUAAUGAGGAAAAUAUCACAACUGUUAUCCGCAAAUAUGAUAAUACAUGCCAUCAACAUA